CCCUUUCCAAAAUGCGAAAGUCACUACGCAUGCGUAGUUAUGAAGGUCGAUGUAAAGAUAAACUCACAAUCUCUUUUUCUAUCAGUCAUCUGUAAUCUUGCGAGGGCAUAAGCAAUCUACAAAAAUCAACACGUAUUAAAUAUAAAUAAUAAUUUUUACACUUGCAUUUAUAUAUUCUUACAUAUAAAUUCAAUAAAAAUGGAGACUGAAGCUGAUGGGUAUCAAUUGUGUCCUACGUGCGAAAAACCGCUAAUAAAUGAAGAAAACCUAAAACUACUGCGCAUUAAAUGGAUUAAGUGGGGAGUGUGUGGUCUAUUAAUCACUGCUGCUGGUGGAGCAAUCGGAGCUUGUGUGUUACCAUUUUUGGGAUUUGGAUCUACUGGUGUAGCUGCAGGAUCUUUCGCUGCAAGUUGGCAAGGACCCGCUGUGGCGGCUGGAUCAGUGUUCGCUAUAUGUCAGUCAUUGGGAGCCACCGGGUUAGGAAUUUUAUUGUUCGGAGCAACUGGAUCGGUGAUUGGUGGAGUUGGUGCUCUUGGAUUGAUCCAUAAAUAUCGAGAAAAAUUCGACUGGUGCUGUUGUGAUAAUGAUUCCGUAUCAAUUUCUUGUAAUAAUAAUUCUUAAAAAAUGUUUUUUAUAAUAAAAAUUGAUUAAUGAGA
Molecule: messenger RNA, 656 nt
Organism: Cotesia glomerata
Lineage: Eukaryota; Metazoa; Arthropoda; Insecta; Hymenoptera; Braconidae
Product: interferon alpha-inducible protein 6-like
Exons: 2
Coding region: 199-621 (140 amino acids)
Cellular component (GO): membrane
Source: RefSeq, a predicted model, not a curated record